Cynara cardunculus var. scolymus (artichoke) is the source of this 1404-nucleotide messenger RNA. Its product is annotated as protein STICHEL-like 4. The record is from RefSeq and is a predicted model, not a curated record. The coding region runs from base 1 to 1404 and encodes 467 amino acids. Lineage: Eukaryota; Viridiplantae; Streptophyta; Magnoliopsida; Asterales; Asteraceae. Gene Ontology annotation, cellular component: DNA replication factor C complex; nucleus. Gene Ontology annotation, biological process: DNA repair; DNA-templated DNA replication. The transcript is spliced from 4 exons. Gene Ontology annotation, molecular function: DNA clamp loader activity.
AUGGGCAACAGACUCAAAACGCAAACCAUCAAGUCUCGUCAUGUUGUUUGGCAAAGACAAAGAAGAUCAUGUGUUCUUUGUACAACAUCAAUCAACAAGCAGCGAGCACUGAAUUCCAAAGCCACCACCAGCAGCAGCUGCUCUACUACUAUUUCUGAAAGAAAAGCAGCAGCAGGUGUGAUGAUGAGUCACAAGUAUCAGCCAAGGCUCUUCCAAGAUAUUGUGGGUCAUAAAAUUGUAGUUAAGACCCUCUCCAAUGCCAUCCACCACAAAAAGAUUGCUCCACUUUAUCUCUUCCACGGCCCCAAUGGCACAGGGAAGACUUCCACUGCUACAGUUUUUGCAAUGGCUUUAAACUGCCAAUCAACUCAUCAUACUAAACCUUGCUGCAUUUGCAAACCCUGUACCUCCAUCGAAACAACACCCACAAUCUGCUCUGCAAAUACAAUUGCACCUGCCUUCCACAAAAUCAAAACCACCUCCUCCUUCCUCACUACUCAAAUUCUCAUCAUUGAGGAAUGUCACUUGUUAACUUCAGAGGCAUGGAAUGAGCUUAUGACUUUAGUGGACGCUAAUUCCUCUCUUGUAUUUCUCCUCAUAACUACACACUCCAUCAAUAUCCCAGAUAAUAUCUUAUCAAGAUGUCACAAAUUUUGCUUCCCAAAGCUCAAGGAUGAGGACGUCACCAAGAAGCUAUCAAAAAUUCUUCUCCAUCAAGGCAUGAAGAUCCAAAAACAAGCAAUGAAACUAAUAGUUGCCAAAUCACAAGGCUCCUUGAGAGAUGCCGAGAAUAUAUUGGAUCAGUUGGCCCUAUUGGGGCCAACCAUCAAUACCUCAGUCACCCAACACCUAGUAGGUCUCAUUCCACAAAACAAGCUACUAGACUUCCUAGCAGUGGCAAUCUCAGGAGACACCAUCAACACAAUCAGAUAUGCUAAGAAUCUAAGUGCGUAUGUUGAACCAGCUUCCUUUCUAUCUCAACUAGCAACUCUCAUUACAAAUGUUCUUUCGGAAGGCAGAACUCACUCAGCAAGAUUGUGCUACAUCCUCAAGUUACUAGUUGAAACAGAAAGGAAACUCCAGUCCUCAAAUGACCAGACAUGGAAUAUAAUUGCAGCUUUUCUAGAUAUCACAUCCGUGAAAGCCUCAAGCAUUACAUUGCCUAGAAGCGCAAAUUCAUCAUCUUUCAGUGAAGUAACAUUGCAUUCACGUGAACCACACAGAUCUGUCAAAGGAAAGGAUGGCAUGAAAAACUCUAGCAGGGCAAGCUUAAGCGACAUGGAAAAACUAUGGAAAGAUGUAUUGGAAGGAAUAGAAAGCUCGCACACACAAAAAUUCCUCCGUGACCAAGUGAAACUAGCAUCAUUGUCUGUCUCUAGGAGUAAUGCAAAUCUCCUAUCGUAG